Molecule: messenger RNA, 2609 nt
Organism: Cucumis sativus (cucumber)
Lineage: Eukaryota; Viridiplantae; Streptophyta; Magnoliopsida; Cucurbitales; Cucurbitaceae
Product: potassium transporter 5
Exons: 9
Coding region: 186-2411 (741 amino acids)
Biological process (GO): potassium ion transmembrane transport
Cellular component (GO): membrane
Molecular function (GO): potassium ion transmembrane transporter activity
Source: RefSeq, a predicted model, not a curated record
AUAAAAAGAAAAAAAAAACAGAAAAAUUUUCAGACCCACUGCCAACGGCGCUAACAGUCCGGCGAACCGACAGUCAGUGACAUCUGAUAAAAAAAAGUAAAAAAAAGUGAAAAAAAGGGAGGAAGAUCUAGAAGAAGAAGAAGAAGAAGAAGAAGGAAAUUUUGUGGAGGGAGAAAGAAGAGAGAAUGGAAGGGGGCUCCGACAACUCAAUCCCAGCCAACUUGCCGGAAAAGAAACUCCGACGAUUCGAUUCAUUGGACGUUGAAUCAAGCACCGUAUCUGGCGGCGGCACCCAUGGUCACAAGACGGCGACGACAACGGCGAGUUGGGGAGUGAUUUUGCAUCUAGCCUUUCAAAGUUUAGGAAUUGUUUACGGCGAUAUCGGAACGUCGCCGUUGUAUGUGUAUUCAAGCACAUUCCCAUUGGGAAUAAUCAAGCAUAAGGACGACAUUUUGGGUGUCUUAUCUUUGAUUUUCUACACCCUCACUUUGAUCCCUUUGCUUAAGUAUGUGUUCUUCGUGUUGCAAGCGAACGACAAUGGUGAAGGUGGGACAUUUGCAUUAUAUUCAUUACUAUGUCGUUACGCGAAAAUCGGGCUAAUACCAACCCAACAAGCAGAAGAUCAGGAGGUAUCAAAUUUUCAACUUCAGCUUCCCUCCAAUCGCCUUAAAAUGGCCUCUUCCCUUAAAUCUAAACUCGAAAACAGCCGCUCGGCUAAGAUGUUCUUGCUCUUCGCCACCAUGCUCGGCACUUCCAUGGUUAUGGGUGAUGGCGUCCUCACUCCUUCCAUUUCCGUUUUGUCGGCUGUUGGAGGAAUCAAGAAUGCUACCUCGAGUAUGACACAAGAUAGAAUAGUUUGGAUAUCAGCAGUAAUCUUGGUUUUGCUAUUCACUGUGCAAAGAUUUGGUACCCAUAAAGUUGGAUAUUCCUUUGCUCCAAUUAUUUGCAUUUGGUUUACACUUAAUUGUGGGAUUGGCGUCUACAAUUUUUUUAAGUUUGACCCUUCUGUCAUCAAAGCUAUUAAUCCAAAAUACAUUUUUGACUACUUCAAAAGAAACAAAAAGGAUGCUUGGAUCUCUCUCGGCGGUGUCGUAAUGUGCGUUACAGGAACUGAAGCUUUGUUUGCGGAUGUGGGUCAUUUCAGUGUGACCUCUAUAAGACUAAGCAUGUGUUGCAUUGCCUACCCUGCCCUUGUCUCUGCCUACUUCGGCCAAGCCUCGUUCCUUCGUAAGCAUACCGAUCAAGUCGCUAACACCUUCUAUAGCUCUAUUCCAGGUCCUCUCUACUGGCCAAUGUUCAUUGUGGCUGUGCUCGCAUCCAUCGUCGCCAGCCAAGCCAUGAUCUCUGGCACCUUCUCCAUCAUCCAACAGUCCCUCUCCUAUGGUUGCUUCCCUAGAGUUAAAGUGGUUCAUACUUCUUCCAAGCACGAGGGCCAAGUUUACAUCCCUGAAGUGAACUACUUUCUCAUGUUCGCUUGUCUUGGAGUCACUCUAGGGUUUAGAGAUACAACGGGAAUUGGGAAUGCUUAUGGCAUUGCAGUGGUGUUUGUAAUGGUACUCACUUCAAGUUUCUUAGUGCUCAUCAUGAUCUUGAUAUGGAAAACUCACCUACCUAUCAUAAUCUUCUAUGUUCUCAUCAUUGGCUUAUUUGAACUUUUAUAUCUAAGUUCAGUCCUUUACAAGUUUAAUCAAGGUGGCUAUCUUCCUUUAGCUUUUGCUGGAUUUCUAAUGUCAAUCAUGUACACUUGGAAUGAUGUUCAUAGAAGAAAAUACUACUAUGAACUUGAACAUAAGAUAUCUCCACAAAAGCUCAAGGACGACAUUGAUUCUCUGACGAAAACUCUCAAUCGUGUCCCUGGUCUUGGCUUGUUCUACUCUAAGCUUGUCCAUGGCAUCCCCCCUAUCUUCAAGCAUUAUCUAUCAAACAUUCCCACUCUCCAAAGGGUCCUCAUUUUCGUGUCGUUCAAGUCCCUCCCAAUAAGCAAAGUGUUGAUGGAAGAGCGGUUCUUGUUUAGACGAGUCGAACCAGAUGAGCUUAACGUGUUUCGGUGCGUGGUAAGAUACGGUUACAGAGAUAUCAUCCAUGAGCAAGAGGAAUCGUUUGAGAAAGUGUUGGUGGAGAGAUUGAAAGUGUUUAUAGAGGUGGAGUCGUGGAAGAAGCAGCAAAAGGAGGAGGAGAGAAAGAAGAGAGUGGAAGAGGAAAUAGAGGUGGUUGAUAGAGCUUGGAAAGAUGGAAUUGUUCACUUGAUUGGACAAGAUGAGAUUGUGGCAAGUAAAGGGUCAGGUCUUGCAAAGAGGGUUUUGAUCAAUUAUGUUUAUGAUGCAAUAAGGAGAAAUUUGAGACAGAAUGAAGAGGUCUUUGACAUCCCUAGACAACGUAUGCUCAAAGUGGGAAUGACUUGUGAGCUUUAGAGACUUGAUGUUUUGGAAACCCAAAAUGUAUCAAAUCUACUUUCACUCCUUAGCUUAAACUUUUAGGUCAAUCUAUUAUUUAAAAUAUGUAUUGCAAAAUUAUUAGAUCGAGAGUGAAACUUCACUCUUUUGAAGUACGAAAAGGAAAAUUGUCUUCCAUCUUUUGAUUAAUAAUAUCUUUGAAAAAAUAUCAAUUAA